Messenger RNA from Salvelinus sp. IW2-2015, 1649 nucleotides. Its product is annotated as leucine-rich repeat-containing protein 52-like. Gene Ontology annotation, cellular component: voltage-gated potassium channel complex. Lineage: Eukaryota; Metazoa; Chordata; Actinopteri; Salmoniformes; Salmonidae. The record is from RefSeq and is a predicted model, not a curated record. Gene Ontology annotation, molecular function: potassium channel activator activity; voltage-gated potassium channel activity; transmembrane transporter binding.
UUUCAGAGAGGGCAGUCAGACCACCACACUUGCAGGAGACCAAAUACUAUUAUAACACUAGGCUACGACGCGCGAACGAACUCUCCUGCAUAUUACGUUCAAAUGGCAGUUGUUACACAAAAAUGAUUGAUAGUAGAAGAAACACUCUAAUCGACCAAAUCCAAUUACAGAGAAUUGGAACUGAGAGGGCGCUUGGGCGUCUGGAGUCCAUCAGUUCCACUAUAAUGGAUACGCACGGGAACCAAAACGUGAGGCGACUCUCGGAAUGAACUACACAAACUUGCAAGGACAAGUGACCAACGUCAAACCUCAUUAUCAGCCCAGCGCGCAAUCCUUGCGGCUCAUCAUUCUGCUGAUCCUAGUCAUGGGGGUGGCCCCAUCCCCAGCUCUGACAGCGGGAUGCCCGGCACGGUGCAUAUGCGAUGACCAGCUGGUGGUCCAGUGCGCCGGGCAGCACCUCACCGCCUUCCCCACUGACCUGCCGCUGGCCACGCGGCAGCUCAUCAUCUCCAACAAUCGCAUCGUGGAGCUGCCGCCGUUGCAGCUCAACUACCUGUCGGACUUGGUGUACUUGGACUGUAGCAACAAUUCCCUGACGGAGAUUUCUAUGUCCACAUUCGGGAACCUGGGGAAGCUUGCUUACCUGGACUUGUCCUUCAACACCUUAACGCGGAUAGAGGACAGGACGUUCGGACCGCUCUCUAGCCUCGUGAUGCUGAGAAUGACGGACAACCCCGGCCUGUCGGAUAUUCACCCGGACGCUUUCGCAAAGAACUCGGCGCUGCAGGUGCUGGACGUGAGCCGGAACAACCUGACGGUGCUCAACAUCAGUUCUCUCAUCGCGCUGCCCAUCCUGCGCUCGGUCGGCCUCAGCGGGAAUUCCUGGAGCUGCGACUGCGAUAACGAGGACCUCUGUCUCUGGGUUCACAUCGAGGCAUUCAAGUUUCAAGAUGAGGGCCAGACGGUGUGCCGUGGUCCUCCUGAUCUGCAAGGGCAGCGUCUGGGUGAGCUGGGGCUGCAGCUGCGGUCGCGGUGCCACCAGGGCCUGGGUUCCUGGGACUACCUGUUCUUCCUCGCCAUCGGCUUCGUUAUCUUCGCGGCAGGAACGAUGUCGGCGUGGGCAAUCGGCGUGGUCAUGGUACUGUACGAACGCUAUGUCAAGAAGAAGAGCGAGCAGAUGGACCCAGAUGACGAGGUUGAACAGCACGCAGGACCUGGCACGGGGGGCGCAGGGGGUCACCAUGCCAACCCACGAGGUAAUGGGGAUUUGAAAAACACUGGUCACAUGGUGGUAUGACUCCACCCUGUCCCACAGCCUCCCUACCGACUGUGCCUCGGAACCUACAGAACUACAAAACCUUUGAUGUCAUAAAAUGACAGAGGUUAAGAAGAAACUACAAAGCAGAGCACACUGGGAUUAAUAAAAUACAGAAGAGAGACAACGCAGAAAUGUGCCUGAUUUUCAUGGUGAUUGAGAGUUGAAUGGUCAUAGUUCCUCAAAGUCCCAGUGCACAGUGUUUUGUAUCAUAUUGUACAACAGCUGAUGAAUCUAACUUUGUAAAAGUGUGACAAAAUGUGAUCAGUGUUAUUUACUGAUAGUUGAUGGUUGAAAAUACAAUCUAAAUAGGACCUUCUAAAUCAGCAGGUUU